Molecule: messenger RNA, 601 nt
Organism: Meloidogyne enterolobii
Lineage: Eukaryota; Metazoa; Nematoda; Chromadorea; Rhabditida; Meloidogynidae
Source: the annotation of a GenBank genome assembly
UUUUAUUGCUCCCUCGUCGGGUUUGGCCUCAUUUUUAGCGGACCGGCCCGAUCGAGUCUUUUUCGAGUGAAAAAUUUGCACCCGACUCGUUCUUCGGGCCGGGCCGGAUCGAGCUCCCAACCCUACACCCUUUUCCCAUCUGCCUUCCACUAUUUGAAUGACUAAAAUAUUAUUUAAGAUUUAUAUUGAAUAUCAUCCCAGAAAAACUGGUUCAAAUCUUAUCGAAAUACAUGGAAGUGAAAAUACCAUUCAAUUUUCUGGACGUAAUAUAAAUUUUAAUGGCCAAAAAUUUAAAAUGGGUGAUGAUCAAAUCUCGAAAGAAUAUUUUAAUUCUGGACAACCAACACAAAAUUCUAAUCCCUUCAAAGGAAAAACACACACUUUUAAUUUUGGUGGAGCUCAGCCAGGAUAUAAUUACUUCCCUGGAGAAACCUCACAGAAUCAAAAUAAAUUUGGAACACAAAGCCAAACAUGGGAAUUUGGAGAAGCAUCAAAAUCCCCCAAAAAUGUUCCAAAAACAUCUAAUUUAUUCCCAGAAACACCCAGCAAAUUUGGUGAGCAAAGAGAUGAUGAAAGUAUAGAUUUGGAAUUAAAAUUAUGA